CCCCACCGCCGUCUACACUUCCGCUCGAAGUUGAUUGCACGUGCGUGCGUGUCUUACCUCAGUCACUUACGUCAACAGCAGCAAUGGCAACACAGAGCAGCAAACAGAGCAGCAAAUAUGGGUACUCGCUCAAUUUCGACUGGAAGCACCCGUGGCCACGUGCCCCUACGCCCAAGAACGAGGAGGCUCGUCUCGAGGAGCUGACACGGUACCGCAUUCUAGACUCGGAGCCCGAUGAAAAGUUCGACAAGCUCUGUCGCAUCGCGUGCAAGGAGAUGAAGUGCCCCAUCGCGGCCGUGAGCUUCAUUGACAAGCAGAAGCAGUGGUUUAAGGCCAACAGCGGCCUCACGCAGCGCCAGAUUCCGCGCGACGUGGCGCUCUGUGCGCACACCAUCAUGCACGCCAAGCGCGCACUGGUGGUCGAGGACACAUCACUGGACGAGCGAUUCCAGCACAACCCCCUGGUUACGCGCGCGUCGGCCGUGCGCUUCUACGCUGGUGUACCAAUUACUACGCCCAACGGCUUUUGCAUCGGCUCGGUCUUUGUGUUUGACGUCAAGAGCCACCACAAUGUGGACGCCAAGAUUUUGCACAAAAUUGCCGCCAAAGUACUCAAAUACAUGGACGAGCGACUGAAAAACAUGGCAGCUGCCAAUGGUGGCGCCCUACCGGAGCCCGCACCCACUUCCCGGUCCAAUUCCGCACCGCCCAAGCGGAAAAUAGUGUCCCCCCCAACCUCACAGGGCAGCACGGAACAGCCCGCGGGUGAGACAGCACUCAGGGAACAACUACCGCCGGCUCCGGUCAAACCCGAGCCUGUGGCGGAGCCUGCGCCUAGCUCCGAAGCCACAGCCGCUGAGAGUGGUGCGAUCGUUCAAGCAGCACAGGCGGCAGCAGCUACAAGUACCGCCAUUGAAGCCCAGGGUCAGGGACAGGGAGGACUGGGCAACAUGGGCUCCAUGCUUAUGAACCUGCUGGCGCGCACAACAGAGACGCAGCAACAACUCGCAGCACAACAGGGUGUCAUGUUCGAAACACUCGGCGAACACUCGAACCAGCUGGACUCGCUGGGCCAGUCCAUGAGCAAUCUGGAAAAGCGCUUCGAGCAGGUGCGACUCAAGAAGGAGCAGCAGCAGCGGAAUGCGGCGAAUGCAAGCCGCAGACCCAAGCGCGUGUAAACAACUUUUGACUCAAGAGAAAAGUGAAGGAAGCUACUCAAUUAGUUCAUGGCUUGGAGCUGAGCGAGGGAGGCAAAACAUGCAACUCGCAUGGACCGUAAAAGUAUCUAUACGCCUCCCCGUCCACUUUCCCAAGCCAAGAAAGCCAUUAGUCAACGUGUUGCAUUACGAAUAUAUGUGCUGUGGCAUUUUAGUACAUUCAAA
Phytophthora infestans T30-4 is the source of this 1382-nucleotide messenger RNA. RefSeq lists its product as uncharacterized. Gene Ontology annotation, molecular function: protein binding. The coding region runs from base 84 to 1178 and encodes 364 amino acids. The record is from RefSeq and is a predicted model, not a curated record. Lineage: Eukaryota; Oomycota; Peronosporomycetes; Peronosporales; Peronosporaceae. The transcript has a single exon.